Molecule: messenger RNA, 684 nt
Organism: Brassica oleracea var. oleracea
Lineage: Eukaryota; Viridiplantae; Streptophyta; Magnoliopsida; Brassicales; Brassicaceae
Exons: 1
Coding region: 150-497 (115 amino acids)
Source: RefSeq, a predicted model, not a curated record
GCUGGGUAAGUUUCUAAUCAAACCGACGAUAACCAAACCAGAUCUCUCGGUCCAGGUUUCGAGUGAAGUAAACCAUUGGUUUGGUAUAUAACCUGAACACUUCGACGAAUCUGUAGAUUCCUCAUUUUGUUACAUCAGAAACCGAAGCGAUGCCGCCGUCGUCGACGCAGUCAUUGACCGUCGCAGCAGCGAAGACGCUACGAAACCGGAUCUUCUCCAGGUCCGGAUCCACAUCCGCCGGCCCGAGCCGCUGGGCCACGCCGGGCCACGAGGAGCGGCCCAAGGGCUACUUCAUGAACCGCACUCCUCCGCCGCCGGGGCAGUCGCGCAAAUGGGAGGAUUGGGAGCUUCCUUGUUACAUCACGAGCUUCCUCACGAUCGUCAUCCUCGGGGUCGGGCUCAACGCCAAACCUGAUCUCUCGAUCGAGACCUGGGCUCAUCAGAAGGCCCUGGAACGUCUCGAGAUGGAGAGGCUCGCCGGAGAUUCAUCCGAUUGAGCAUCACCGGAACUUUUGUUUCAGUAUCUUUUGUUAUGAUGUCGAUAAUGAUGAAAUAAGUUGUCUUUUAACUGUUUCGACGCAUUUACAAUUUCUCACUUUUUGAUUCGCUCGUUUUGAUACAACAUCUGCAAUUUGAUUUGCUCGUUUGCCUAUUGAUAAAGAAAGUUUCUGUCUUUCCUGAUGA